AUGCUAAGGAACAGCAGUACAGUGACGGAAGUUAUCCUCAUGGGCUUUCAGCAGAGCUCCACUUCCACACGAGCAUUGCUCUUUGCCAUCUUCUUGGCCCUCGACAGUCUCGCCAUGGCCAUGAAUACCUUCAUCAUCAUCACCUGGACAGAUCCCAAGCUCAACAGCCCCAUGCACUUCUUCCUUGGCCAUCUGUCUCUCCUGGAUAUCUGCUUCAUCACCACUACCAUCCCACAGAUGUUGAUCCACCUCGUGGUCAGGAACCACACUGCCUCCUUUGUACCCUGCAUGACCCGGAUGUACUCUGUCUGAGUUGGUGUAGCUGAGUGCAUCCUCUUGGCUUCUAUGGAUGACCGUUACGUUGCUAUCUGCUAGCCACUUAGCUAUGUCCAGAUUGUAAGCUGGAAGGUCUGUGUCAGGCUCAUGGGAACUGCCUGGUUCUUUGGGCUGAUCAAAGGCAUCUUCCUUCAGUAUAUGUCAUUUUGACAACCCUUCUGCAGAGAAAACCACAUAAAAAACUUCUUUUGUGAAGCCCCCAGGGUGAUCAGCUGUCUUGUGGGGACUCAGUUGGUCUGGGUCAUCUUUGCCGAUGCCAUCGUGGUGCUGCUCAGCCCUGUGGUCCUCACUGUCACUUCCUGUGUGUGCAUCCUGGCCGCCAUCCUCCCAUGAGCCCCCUGCUCAGGUUGGGUGAAGACUUUCUCUACUUGUGCCUCUCACCUGACUGUGGUCAUCUUUCUCUACACCUCAGCUAUAUUCUCUGACAUGAACCGCAGCACACAUAGGCCUGGUAAAGACAAGCCUUUCUCCCUCCUGUACACCAUCGUCACCCUCAUGUGCAAUCCCAUCAUUUACAGUUUCCACAAGGAAAUGAAGGAGGCCAUGGGGAGGGCACUUGGGAGAACCAGGCUGGCCCAGGCACAGUCUGUCUAG
Callithrix jacchus (white-tufted-ear marmoset) is the source of this 930-nucleotide messenger RNA. RefSeq names its product olfactory receptor family 10 subfamily AD member 1 (gene OR10AD1). Gene Ontology annotation, cellular component: membrane. Gene Ontology annotation, molecular function: olfactory receptor activity; G protein-coupled receptor activity. The record is from RefSeq and is a predicted model, not a curated record. NCBI's taxonomy places the organism in Eukaryota, Metazoa, Chordata, Mammalia, Primates, Cebidae. Gene Ontology annotation, biological process: G protein-coupled receptor signaling pathway.